Leptosia nina is the source of this 282-nucleotide messenger RNA. NCBI's taxonomy places the organism in Eukaryota, Metazoa, Arthropoda, Insecta, Lepidoptera, Pieridae. The record is from the annotation of a GenBank genome assembly.
AUGGAGGCUCGAACACCGGUGGCUGCAGCAGCAAGGGGAAAAAUUUUUAAAGCUCCAAAACGUUGUGGACGAGGAGUCCCUGAAAUCACAAAUGCUUACAAAGACAAGAAAUGUUCUUGUCGCAGAGACAAGGCUAUCGUAUUUUGUCGAGUUUGUGGAUUUCAUUGUCACGGAAGGAUACGUUUAACAUGCGAACAACACCCUCGGGUAACAUUCUUGUUGGACUUGAGUGAAUGCCCUCGCUGUCAUACAUCAGCAUUCCUUGAUGAGUACAAAGUUUAA